AUGAGGGUAACUGGGGAACAACAUUGCAGAGAAAGAUCUGGAGCGGAAUUAACAGACCAAGCCUACAAACAUACAACUUGCAGCUUGUGUUAUCAAUUCCUUAUAAAAGAAAAUAUAGCAUUCCGCACGUUUUAUUACAGCAGAAGUACAGGUGAAAUAUGCUUGUCUAGUUCUAAUCAAAGUGAAGUUUUCUGUCCUUCAUACGAAAACAACACGAUUAUGAAUUAUGUCUGUGAAACUUUAUCAACCGUUGAAAAAUGUAACCAGUGGAAAAUGUGUUGCGAAAGUGCUUGGGAGUGUUGUCUCUCUCAGAAACUAUACAACACUACGACACUAGAGGGCGCUUUCUGUCCGAUGACGUGGGAUGGCUGGGAGUGCUGGGGGAGAACUCAGGCUGGAAAAGUUGUCAGUCAUAAAUGUCCAUCGUUUAUAUCAUAUACACCAAAGGAGGCUGAAGCUCGGAAAUUCUGCACAGAGAAUGGAACUUGGUGGAGGGACAGCUCGAGACAUGAACACACAGACUACGAUCAGUGUCUCAGCGUCACAAAACUACAGGAGAAAAUCAAUUUUUUCAAAGAGGUAACUCUGGUUAGAAUCGCCGUCAACAGUGUUGGACUGCUUUUUCUACUGUCCUCUAUCGGCCUCUUUCUUCUCUAUAGACAGCUUCGAAUUCAACAAAGGAUUAAACUUCACGUUCAUCUAUUCCUGUCGCUGCUCGUUAGAGGAAUCAUCGAACUCUGUUGGGAUGUUGUAAUUAGAUAUAAAAGAGUGGAGGAUAAUUCUCACCACACGGACCAGAUUGGAUGUAAGAUAUUGUUUGUCCUAAAUCGGUUUGGAUGGUCGGCGCCUUUUUUCUGGAUGCUAUGUGAGGGGUUCUUUCUACACAGACUGCUUAUUAAGACAUUCGAAAGACAGAAAACAUUGAUAUUUUAUUAUUUGUUUGGAUGGGGUACGCCACUUGUACUCACAAUUACUUAUCUCAUCGCCAAAAUAUCAUCAGAUUCAUCGUCAGAAACAGCAUCAGAAAAUAAUUGCUGGCUGGAUUCCUCAUCAUCAGGGAAGGAACUAUAUUGGAUCAUUUUUGCACCCACCAUUUUAUGUCUACUGCUUAAUUUAUUAUUUUUUAUCAACAUUCUUCGAAUCCUUGUAAGACAAGUCCGAACAUUACCUUCUGAACCUAGCAAUUUUAGAAAGGCCAUUAAAGCCACUUUCAUUUUGAUCCCUUUAUUUGGAUUACAUCAGUUCUUUCUCAUCUAUCAGCCCACAGCAGAGGAAUCUGCUUAUAAUUUCUUCCAAAUGGCAGGAGGAAUCAUCAAUAAUGCUCAGGGAAUCAUAGUUGCAUUGAUCUUCUGCUUUGCGAAUGGAGAGGUUAUAUCCCAUAUAAAAUCAUCUUACGACACCAUGCGGCUCCAACAGAGUCUAGACCGUAGGAAAAGUCUGACGACGUCACAAACAAAUACGCGCCGUCUGUCGGCAUCGUCUGUCAACAUUAACCAGAACGGUCUUCCUCACGUGUCUUCGUUCCAUGAUAUAAGUGACACAUUGAAUCUCGCUGACAAUAAUAAUAUUCCAAUGGAAGAUUUUCAGACCAAUGGUAUUAUAAAUCCAAGCUGUGAUUCUAAAGAAAAUGAUGAGGUGCAAUAACAAAUGCCACCGAAACUUAUGCGAUGAAU
Molecule: messenger RNA, 1673 nt
Organism: Saccostrea echinata
Lineage: Eukaryota; Metazoa; Mollusca; Bivalvia; Ostreida; Ostreidae
Product: calcitonin gene-related peptide type 1 receptor-like
Exons: 12
Coding region: 1-1644 (547 amino acids)
Biological process (GO): adenylate cyclase-modulating G protein-coupled receptor signaling pathway; cell surface receptor signaling pathway
Cellular component (GO): plasma membrane
Molecular function (GO): G protein-coupled peptide receptor activity
Source: RefSeq, a predicted model, not a curated record